AUGUCAACUUGCCUCCACGUGCAAGAUCCCAGAAACAUUGCUAUGUCUCGUCCGCUCGAUUUUGCUGUGCUUAAAUACAAAAAUCAAAAGCUUGCGGAACAACUGGAAGUCCACAAAUUUGAGUUCCAUGCUCUUGAGAGUAGAUUUAAUGAUUUAAAAGAGAAACAGAAGACACAUAAUGAGACACUUGUCCUAGUCAAAAGUUAUUGGGAGCGACUCGUAGCAGAUCUGGGUAUAGUUCCUGUUUGCAAAAGUGAAUCUUCACAUUCAAGCUGCAGUAUAGGGAACAACAAUGUACGAAAGGACUUUUUAAAUGGACUUUUGGAGGCUGGUGCCACAGAAAGUUCAGGUUCUCCCACUUGCCAACUAGGAAAUGACGUCUCUUCAGAACAAUCAACAACAAUUGAUAUUCUGCAGAAGCUAUUCCUUCCAUCAAAUGGUCCAUGGCAUGUGAAUAACGAGUUUGUUUCUGCUGCUCUCACGAAGUUGCCAGAAAAUGAACACAGCAGUCAAUUGCACAGUGCUACCAGCGAUGUGUUAUCCAAGCUUCAUGUGGUGAUGUGUGCGGUAGAUAAUCUUCACUUGAAACACAGGCAGUUAGCAGGGAACUAUCAAAAACAAAGAGAUUUGAAUGCCUGGAACAGAGCUGAACAGAAACGUCUGAAAGAGGAGUUGACUAGUGUUGUUGCCAAGUUGGAAGGAAGUAAACAAAAACUGGCAGUACUGAAAGCACAGGGAGACAAUAAGCAAGCAACACCGAUCCUUGUUCCUACGCUGGGAAACAAAAAUAUGACUGCAGAAAAGGUGAGAGAUAAACAAACAGAACUGCAAGAUCUUGAAGCUACCCACAAGGAGUUAAUGGAGUUGAUUUCAAAGCGUUUGGAGGAAAUUAGAAGACUGCAUACAGAGAGAAUUGAAAUUUUGAACAAGUUAGCAGCUUUUCAGAAUAUACUGACGGAUUUCAAAAGCAUUCGCUCUUCCAAAGCUUUUCAACUUGUCAAUGACCAACUUCAGAAGUCACAAGCAGAACUUGAUGAUCAUCAAACAUUGUUAGAGAAAUUACAGGUUGAGAUGGAUACCUUUGUUUGGAGAGAAAGGCAAUUUAAUCAAAAGGUUGAUUUGGCUGAAAUCCCCCAGAAGGUUUCUGCAUACUGUGUAUCUAGAAUUGCUGAUCUUGAAAAGGAUGUGCAGAAACUAUGUAAUGAAAAGAAUAUGCUUGUGCUGAAACUUGAAGAGGCUUCGAGAGAACCUGGUCGGAACCAGGUUAUCUCGGAAUUUAAAGCUCUGGUGUCAUCACUACCGAGGGAAAUGGGUGCUGUGCAAAGUGAACUCUCCAAACACAAGGAUGCUUCCUUACAGUUGCAUUCCUUGCGAGCAGAAGUUCAUUCACUUUCUAGUAUCCGAACUAGAAAGGAACAAGAAAUUGAAGAAACGUCAUGUAGAUCUGCCCAUGCUGGAUCUGAUAUAAGCCAACUUCAAUCUCUGGUCCGUGAGUUGAGGGAAAAUACUCAGGAGCUUAAGCUAUUUGUGGAGUUGUAUAAGCAUGAGUCCACUGAUUCCAGACAGCUGAUGGAAUCGAGAGAUAGGGAACUCGCUGAAUGGGCUCGAGUCCACGUUCUCAAAUAUUCUCUUAAUGAAAGUAAAUUAGAGCAGCAUGUAAUUGCAGCCAAUGAAGCUGAAGCAAUCUCUCAGCAGAGACUGGCAACUGCUGAAGCUGAGAUUGCUGAAUUAGGGCAGAAGCUAGAAACUUCUAGGAGAGAUCUAGUGAAACAAUCUGAUAUACUGAAGUCUAAACAUGAAGAAUGUGAAGCGUACGUGGUGGAGAUCGAGAGCAUUAGCCAUGCCUAUGAAGACAUAAUGUCACAAAAUCAACAAUUGCUACAGCAGAUUAUUGAAAGAGAUGAUCAUAAUACCAAGCUUUUCAUGGAGGGUGUUAAAGCAAAACAAUCACAUGAUGCUUUGCAUUUGAAAGUGUGCUCGUUGCAAAGAAAUUUGCAGCAUGCAAGUACUUUGAUGGAUCUGUGUAACCAGAAAAUUAUCCGCCUAGAGGACCAGCUAAGAGGUUGGUCAGAGCGGUUGAGGAGACUGUCAGAGGAUGGAAUGCAGCAGUCUAUUUCAUUGGGCAAUUCUCAAAGAAAGCUGGCUGGUAUGCAUGGAGAAGCUCCAAAGCUCAGGCAGUCAAUGGAUGUUCUACAAGCGAAGGUUGGGAGCAAUCGGCUGGUAGUUGCUGAGCUGCUUAUAGAACUAGAGAAGGAGAGGUUUAGUAAAAAGAGAAUAGAGGAUGAUUUGGAUCUAAUGUCAAGUAAAGCUAAUUCUCUAAGAGAGAAGACAGAUAAUUCAGCAGUCCUUCAAAAACUUCUCCAUGAGGCCAAGGAGUACAGGGGAAUACUAAAGUGUGGUAUUUGUCAUGAUAGGCAGAAAGAGGUUGUGAUUGCCAAAUGCUACCAUCUCUUCUGUAAUCAGUGCAUACAGAAGUCACUUGGUAGCCGUCAGAAGAGGUGUCCAUCUUGUGGACUAAGCUUCGGUGUUAACGAUGUGAAACCUAUCUACAUAUGA
This is a messenger RNA of Miscanthus lutarioriparius, 2556 nucleotides long. The record is from the annotation of a GenBank genome assembly. Lineage: Eukaryota; Viridiplantae; Streptophyta; Magnoliopsida; Poales; Poaceae.